Molecule: messenger RNA, 1584 nt
Organism: Microthlaspi erraticum
Lineage: Eukaryota; Viridiplantae; Streptophyta; Magnoliopsida; Brassicales; Brassicaceae
Source: the annotation of a GenBank genome assembly
AUGGAUGUAGGAGUGUCUUCGGCCAAGUCUAUACUCGAGAAGCCUCUGAAGCUACUGACGGAAGAGGACAUUUCUCAGCUCACUCGCGAGGAUUGCCGGAAAUUCCUCAAGGAGAAAGGAAUGCGCAGGCCUUCGUGGAACAAAUCUCAGGCGAUCCAGCAAGUUUUAUCCCUUAAAGCUCUCUUUGAGCCAGGCGACGAUUCCGGCGCCGGAAUCCUACGCAAGAUCCUCGUUUCCCACCCGGGAAAUCCGUCUCGCGUUACAACGACGCCGAUUGAGCCAAGCAACGAGGUCGGAGCUGGUGGCCGGAUUCCAUUUCAGGAAGAUGAGGGCCCUUGCCACAGAAGAGAUUCUCCAAGAUCGGCUGAGUUUUCCGGCGGUUCUUCUGGCCAGUUUGUAGCAGAGAAAGAUAGCUGCAAGACAGUUUCUCCCAGAAGCCCAGCAGAAACAAGUGCUCCAGUUGGGCAAAUGACGAUAUUCUACAGUGGGAAAGUGAAUGUUUAUGAUAAUGUACCACCUGAAAAGGCAAGGUCAAUCAUGCACUUUGCAGCCAACCCAAUUGAUUUGCCUGAAACUGGUAUUUUUCCUUCUAGUAGAAUGGUUUCGAAGCCCAUGACUAAAGAAAAGAUGGUGGAACAUCCCCAUUAUGGCCUUGAAAAGGCAAAUGCUUCUCGUGAUUCUGAUGUGGAGGGUCAGGCUAACAGAAAAGUGUCGUUGCAAAGAUAUCUUGAGAAGCGGAAGGACAGAAGAUUCUCUAAGACCAAAAAGGCACCAGGAGUUGCAUCCUCUGGCUUGGAGAUGUUUCUGAAUCGUCAGCCACGGAUGAACGCUGCUGCAUAUUCACAAAACCUUAGCUUGACAGGAGAUCCACACGAGUCAUCUGAAAAUCAGACAAAAAGUCCCAAUCUCUCAGUUGAUCUAAACAGCGAUCUCAACAGUGAAGACGAAAAGGAAUCAGGGCAUAACGGGGAAGACGACGUGAACAAGAACACAGUCAUGGGUGAAUCGGUGAAGGAUGCAAGAGAAGAGGUGAUUGAGGCAUGGUACAUGGAUGAUAGCGAAGAGGAUCAGAGACUUCCUCACCACAAGGAUCCUAAAGAGUUUAUCUCUUUGGACAAACUUGCAGAGCUUGGAGUCCUCAGCUGGAAACUUGAUGCUGACAACUACGAAACCGACGAGGAAUUGAAAAAGAUACGCGAAGCUCGUGGUUACUCCUACAUGGACUUUUGUGAGGUAUGCCCUGAGAAGCUCCCAAACUACGAAACCAAAGUAAAGAGCUUUUUCGAGGAACAUCUCCACACUGAUGAAGAGAUCCGUUACUGUGUUGCAGGAAGUGGAUACUUUGAUGUUCGUGAUCGCAACGAAGCUUGGAUCAGAGUAUGGGUGAAGAAGGGGGCUAUGAUAGUCUUGCCUGCCGGAAUCUAUCAUCGCUUCACCGUCGAUUCUGAAAACUAUAUCAAGGCACUGCGGCUUUUCGUUGGUGAACCAGUGUGGACACCAUACAAUCGACCACACGACCAUCUUCCUGCAAGGAAAGAGUAUGUCGAUAACUUUGUGAACAAAGCUGUCGACGCCUCUGCUUAG